AUGGCCCAAGUUCCUGACGACUGGGAAUCGCCGAUCAAAAAGCAGCUGCAAGCUGAGAAAAGUGGAGCGGCAACAUCCAGUCGAAGUUCAUUGUCGGAGCCUCAUUCCCCGUCCCUAGAAGGAGCGGUAGGAAAACGCUUUGCUUGGCCGUCCCGCGACUUCCCAUUACACGACAUGCGAGUUCUGACCGACCGAAUGGCCGACAAGGCUUUGCAGUUUGGCGACGCCGGAUCGCCACUCGUUCGAUCCCCAGCCGUGCGGGAAUAUCAAAACACUCUCGCGCAGUUCGAUCUGGAGGCGCGAGGCGAUGGAGGAGGGAUGGUGCCUGUCCGAGCCCGUUUACAAGGACACAUGGCUGAACCACCACCGGCAGUAAACCACUGCAAACGGCACGACUUGUGA
Chaetomium globosum CBS 148.51 is the source of this 402-nucleotide messenger RNA. RefSeq lists its product as uncharacterized. Lineage: Eukaryota; Fungi; Ascomycota; Sordariomycetes; Sordariales; Chaetomiaceae. The record is from RefSeq and is a predicted model, not a curated record. Bases 1 to 402 code for a protein of 133 amino acids. The transcript has 2 exons.